ACUAAAAGAGGAGAGAGAGAGAGAGAGAGAGAGGGCAGUGACCGGGCGCGCUCUGCGCGCGAGCAGGUGAGGUCACGUCAGUACGUCAUCAUACGUGCGGAUAGACAGCUGCCAAAUAAUUGACCUGAAAAACUAGGGUCCUGCGAUGUAAAGUUUUACCCUACUAACUAGCUAGACUCUAGUCUAGAAUAGAUCUAGACUCUAGAUACUGUAAUAGAUGCAUACAAUACAUCUAGAUCUAACUAAGAAUCUUAGAUUUAGAAUAGAGUUUAUAGAGCAUUAGUUAGAGCUAUGCUCUAGAUUCUACAUAUAGAGUCUAUUAAUUCAUAUUAAAUACAUAACCUAGAAUUAUUAGAAGAUCUAGUCUAGAACAGAUCUCUAGAUACUAAGAUCUAAUAGUAAAUAGUCUCUAUAAAAAAAGUAUUAUAUAUAUAUUGUAUAGAUCUAGUUCAGUCAAUCAGACAUUACUUUUAGUUAAUCUCAUCGGCGUGAUUAGCUAAUAUAAAAUUAGAUCUAAUUAUGGUCGCUAUAAUAAACGUAAAACAUGUAUUUAAAUAUCCAGUUGAUAAAGUUGCAGAAAUACACUUGACCAAGUAUCCCACAGACAAAGAACCUACUGUAAUUAAAGUAGAGACUAAGGAACAUAAAAUUGAUCUUAAUAAUGGAGCAGACUACAGGAGGCGAUGGUUUUUUUGUCAGAAUGUUGUCCCUCAGAUAAUGAGAGUAAUAAAUGUGCUAAAUGAACAAGAAAUUAUAUUUGAAGAGGAAACAUGGUUAAAUCUACACAACAGUAACUUGCGGAUUGAGUCUAGGAACAUUUCAUUUUCAAAGUAUGCCAGGUUGAGUGAAGAAUCAACAUUUACACCCUCAGUUGAAAACCCCAGUUGGACCAUAUUUGAGCAGCAUGGUAGAAUUAAUGUGAAUCAUUUAGGACCUUUGAACAGAGUUUUGGAAAUGUUUGCCAAGAAAUGCUUUACUAUUGGAGCUACUAAGGCAUUAAAGGUGAUGGAAGAAAUUCUAUAUGAAAGAUGUCACUCUGAAAAGGGCAACACAAGUCAGAGAUCAUGCUAGUUUUGAAAUGAUGAAAAUGUCUCAUUAUCCCAACAGAUUAAAAUGGAAAACUAAGAAAAAACUAAAAAACAUCUUUAGCUAAAGAAAAUAUAAAAAUAUGCAGUUAUCUUUUGGAAUCAAACAAUAGCCUCUACUAAACAAUUCUAUAUAGUAGAUACGUAUGUUUGAGUUAUGCUUUUUCUUUUAAUAGUUUGUAUUAUGUAUUACACUUUUGCAUGAUGUGAUAUUCUUUUUAAUGUUGAGUUAUAUACACGAUUUAAAAAUAGGAUUUUGUUUCUCUAAUGGUGUUCAGUUUUGUUGACAGUCUCAUUGAUACUAAAUGUGACUAGUACACAUAGGCCAUACUUUAUACAAAAUCAAAUGAAUUGUUUCGAUGUUGGAAGGACAAUUUAGUUGUGCAAUAAAUGUGAGAUUAUGUAGUGUUGUUCAAGUCGAACUAGUCUAAAUUAAUUCUUUAUUAUUAUUAAUCUUUAAAUUAUUAGGUUGUGAAUAGGUACUUUAGGAUCAAAAGAGUUUGAUUUCGUAUAUCUUCUUUUCUAAAACCAUAUUUAUUUGCUUUUUCCUUAAGUAACAAACUACCAAAAAGACAUGUUAUUCUAUUAAACUUUUUUUGUAUCUGCUGUUAUGAUUUUACAAGAAUCCUGUUAUACAUUGGGCAACAUAAAGAUUGUUCCUUCAAGAUAGAAGAUAGUUAUCCCCUGCUUUUUUCUCCCCAUAUAAAUUGACAAAAAAAUCAUCUAUUUAAUGUACUAACAACAAUAGUUUGAUGGCUGCCUGGUCUUGUGGUUUGUGCUUGGGGUCUGUCUUCAUGAUGGUCCCAAGUUUGAACCCUGCAGGUUUGGCCUCAGACAUAACAAUCUUAAGUUCUGAAGGAAUGUACGAAAUUUGUUAAACAAAAACCGCUUACUAGUGUAGACAUUGUAUAUUUCCAACAGGCUUUGUUUAAACUGUUUUGAAAAGUCUUCAGUGAUAUUGUAUGACAGACUUAAUGACUACUUAAAAUUAUUUAUUUAAUUGUUUGUAUGAAUUUAAAUAUUGUUGUUUAAAGUUUAAUGUCCUAUUACUUCCAGUGUUUAUGACAUUUAUAAUGAGAUUUUGUUUUCUUCUCCGUUGACACCGGUAAUUGUUCAAUCUUCCAUUUUAUGUUGAUCUUCAGUAUUUUAUAGUGUUCAACACCUGGAGUUGAUAAUAUUAAAGUUGAAAAAGAAAAAUAUAUCUGGUAUUAAAUUUAAAUAAUUACAUUUUAAAUUGUUUAUAUAUAAUUCAUUUGAUCUCAGAGUAUAGUAUGUAAAGUAUUUUUGUUCUGUUGACUAAAUUCUGCACUUUUUUAGUUUGUUUUUUAUCUUUUCAUCUUUUUUUGCAGAUUCUAUACCAAUGCAUGUCUCGCAUACUUGCAAGUUUGUAUUUGGUUUGACCUGUUCAAAAUGGUCUAUGGGCUUCUUUUUGGUCCUCUUCCUUAGGUUAGCAGUAGAAAUCUUUUACAUCCUGAGACUAAUAUUCAGUAUAUGCAAAUUUAGGAAAAUAUGUAGCUUCUUUGUAGUUCUUUUUUUAUAUCACCACUAAUUAGAGAUCCAGAUAGAAAGAAUCCAUUGGUAAUGCUACAAAUGUAGGAGAGAAGAAUAUCAGGAAAAUCUCCAAUGAGUGAUUUAGCUCUUGUGGUUGGGCCUCAGUAAAUCUGCUUGAUGGAAUCUCACUUCUCUUUUCCACUGAGUCCCAGACCCUUGAUUCUCUACCUUCUCAUUCCCUUCACCUUUUGAUUAGCUCUAUCCUUAUUCUUUUUAUGGUAUUUUUCUUUUUGUCAAGAGUUGACUAUGAACAGGUUCCAUCAAGGCCUUCAUUGUCCUAUUACCUGUUGAAUUCUAAGGGCAUUAAUGAAAAAAAAAUUAAGCUAUUGACAUUUACAACUAAUCAGUGAUUAAUAAAAUGUAUUUAUUAAUUCUUUAUUAUUAUUAAUCUUUAAAUUAUUAGGUUGUGAAUAGGUACUUUAGGAUCAAAAGAGUUUGAUUUCGUAUAUCUUCUUUUCUAAAACCAUAUUUAUUUGCUUUUUCCUUAAGUAACAAACUACCAAAAAGACAUGUUAUUCUAUUAAACUUUUUUUGUAUCUGCUGUUAUGAUUUUACAAGAAUCCUGUUAUACAUUGGGCAACAUAAAGAUUGUUCCUUCAAGAUAGAAGAUAGUUAUCCCCUGCUUUUUUCUCCCCAUAUAAAUUGACAAAAAAAUCAUCUAUUUAAUGUACUAACAACAAUAGUUUGAUGGCUGCCUGGUCUUGUGGUUUGUGCUUGGGGUCUGUCUUCAUGAUGGUCCCAAGUUUGAACCCUGCAGGUUUGGCCUCAGACAUAACAAUCUUAAGUUCUGAAGGAAUGUACGAAAUUUGUUAAACAAAAACCGCUUACUAGUGUAGACAUUGUAUAUUUCCAACAGGCUUUGUUUAAACUGUUUUGAAAAGUCUUCAGUGAUAUUGUAUGACAGACUUAAUGACUACUUAAAAUUAUUUAUUUAAUUGUUUGUAUGAAUUUAAAUAUUGUUGUUUAAAGUUUAAUGUCCUAUUACUUCCAGUGUUUAUGACAUUUAUAAUGAGAUUUUGUUUUCUUCUCCGUUGACACCGGUAAUUGUUCAAUCUUCCAUUUUAUGUUGAUCUUCAGUAUUUUAUAGUGUUCAACACCUGGAGUUGAUAAUAUUAAAGUUGAAAAAGAAAAAUAUAUCUGGUAUUAAAUUUAAAUAAUUACAUUUUAAAUUGUUUAUAUAUAAUUCAUUUGAUCUCAGAGUAUAGUAUGUAAAGUAUUUUUGUUCUGUUGACUAAAUUCUGCACUUUUUUAGUUUGUUUUUUAUCUUUUCAUCUUUUUUUGCAGAUUCUAUACCAAUGCAUGUCUCGCAUACUUGCAAGUUUGUAUUUGGUUUGACCUGUUCAAAAUGGUCUAUGGGCUUCUUUUUGGUCCUCUUCCUUAGGUUAGCAGUAGAAAUCUUUUACAUCCUGAGACUAAUAUUCAGUAUAUGCAAAUUUAGGAAAAUAUGUAGCUUCUUUGUAGUUCUUUUUUUAUAUCACCACUAAUUAGAGAUCCAGAUAGAAAGAAUCCAUUGGUAAUGCUACAAAUGUAGGAGAGAAGAAUAUCAGGAAAAUCUCCAAUGAGUGAUUUAGCUCUUGUGGUUGGGCCUCAGUAAAUCUGCUUGAUGGAAUCUCACUUCUCUUUUCCACUGAGUCCCAGACCCUUGAUUCUCUACCUUCUCAUUCCCUUCACCUUUUGAUUAGCUCUAUCCUUAUUCUUUUUAUGGUAUUUUUCUUUUUGUCAAGAGUUGACUAUGAACAGGUUCCAUCAAGGCCUUCAUUGUCCUAUUACCUGUUGAAUUCUAAGGGCAUUAAUGAAAAAAAAAUUAAGCUAUUGACAUUUACAACUAAUCAGUGAUUAAUAAAAUGUAUUUAUUUCACAAUAGAAUUAAAAAUUUAUAACAGUA
Molecule: messenger RNA, 4521 nt
Organism: Biomphalaria glabrata
Lineage: Eukaryota; Metazoa; Mollusca; Gastropoda; Planorbidae
Product: PRELI domain-containing protein 2-like
Exons: 6
Coding region: 520-1071 (183 amino acids)
Biological process (GO): phospholipid transport
Cellular component (GO): mitochondrial intermembrane space
Molecular function (GO): phosphatidic acid transfer activity
Source: RefSeq, a predicted model, not a curated record